GAAAAAGUUGGAGGCAAGUAAAACACGCAGCCAUAAGAUUGAGCAAAUCUGAAGUAGAAUUGCAAACUCAAAAUGUUUCAAAUUUUGUAGUAAAUUGGGAACACCUUAGAACCCUAAAAAAACUUUUUUUCUUCAAUCCUUCAGCAUGAGUAUUACUCAAUUCGCCAUGGUUGAGGAGUUGGCUUUUCUUGUGAAGGACAAUCUUCCUUGCAAGCAUCUUGUUCUUACAUUGGAAGAACUCUUAGUUAACUAUCUUCAGGCUGAGGACACACGUUCAGACGGGAUCUUGGAAUUGGAGCCAAUGAACUCUUAUAACCGUCUUCUCUUACAUCGCCUUGCUGAGAUAUUUGGGUUUGCACAUGAAUCUGUUGGUGAAGGAGAAGAUCGCCAUUUGAUUCUGGAGAGAUGUCCAGAUACAUCCAUACCUCCAAUUCUUGUUAGUGACAUCCUGUGGCAGAAUGAUGAACCUCAGUCUUUCAUUUCAUCGCACCAAAUAUUAAGAAGAAAAGAAGCCUCUCCUGUAUUACAGACAAAUACGACAUCCAUUCAGCAGACACUAGAAGAAAGAAAAGCGGCUUAUUUAGCUGCACGUGAGCGAAUUUUUUCUAUGAGUUUGGAAGAUGCAAAAGAGCCUAAUGAACAAAAACCACGAAGUGUGCCUGUGGUUGCCCGUCGAAUGAUUGCUCAUGCAUUAGGUCAAAGAAUCAAUACAAAGAAUCCGAAUGAGUUGGUGAGUGAUAGUGCGAAGGAUAGAGUGCUCCCAGAGGAAUUCAAUGCUCAAGAAAAGUCGGAUCACACCAAAGAUUCUGAAGAGUUUUUAUCGAGAAGAAACAGCAGGACAAGAAACAGUAGCAGUUCUACUUCCAAUGCAACCUCACCGAAUAAAAGGAAUGAUCAAACACCAGUUAACAAAAACUUGCUGCAAUUGUCUCAAGACGCGAAGCAACGGCAAAGUGUGAGCAAAGAGCACAUGAAAAAAGAGCACUUAGGAGCUGCGAAGAGAAUGUUUGCUCAUGCUUUGGGAGUACCCUCUGGGAAGGAUGGUUCUGUUACUAGAGGUGGAAAUGGAGAAAAAAAUAAGAAUUAAAACAUAAGGUUGUAAGAUCUUUUAAACCAGAAUGGUAAUCUAUUGUUCCCAAUGGACCUUUGCAGGCGCUUCCCGGGUUUCAAUCACAAUCAGCAAGAUGAGUAAUAAGCAUGCUUUACUCAAAAAUUGUGAUACGUUAGUUUGAGAUUCAUGCAAAUUUAGUAGUCCUUCCCUGGUUGUGUUGGAGUAGCUCGACUAGUAGCCGAGUCAAGGUAUGAACAAUCGUGAGUCGUGUUUAGCCGAGUCAAGGUAUGAACAAUCGCGAGUCGUGUUUGACCAACCUGUUUCGGCGUCUGGAUGAAAUUGAGGAAACAGGUUAUGUUAUGUAUAUUAAAAUGUUGAAUUAAGACAUGCUGAACCAGUUUCAUUCUAGUUUGUGUAUUUUAUUUAGUGAAUAUAGGACUUCAGUAUGGGGAGACAAAAGAACAUGACUUCCCUAUAUCCUAUUCUAUCAAAGGAUGUUAUGUAUAGAUAAAUUUGUUCCUAAUU
Molecule: messenger RNA, 1576 nt
Organism: Vicia villosa (hairy vetch)
Lineage: Eukaryota; Viridiplantae; Streptophyta; Magnoliopsida; Fabales; Fabaceae
Exons: 6
Coding region: 146-1087 (313 amino acids)
Molecular function (GO): nucleic acid binding
Source: RefSeq, a predicted model, not a curated record